Molecule: messenger RNA, 423 nt
Organism: Nicotiana tabacum (common tobacco)
Lineage: Eukaryota; Viridiplantae; Streptophyta; Magnoliopsida; Solanales; Solanaceae
Source: RefSeq, a predicted model, not a curated record
AUGGAACCAAGUCUGCAUGUUAUUUCAUAUGUUCAGACUCCACUUUUUAUUAUUAAUUCACACUAUGACGCUUGGCAGAUUAAUAAUACUUUGGUUCCUGCAUACCUCGAUCCGCAACAUACCUGGGAUCAUUGCAAGGUUCUAAUAAGUAAUUGCACGUUUAGCCAGCGUAUAAUUAUUCAAGUUUUUGGAGUGGAGUUCUUGAAGGCAUUUGAGGGACUCACCCCUUCUUAUACGAGGGGUUACUUCAUCACAUCUUGUCACGCUCAUUCUCAAAUUAUAUGGACGAGUUACUGGUACAGUGCUACCUCUCCAAGAGUACUUAAUAAGACAAUUGCGGAAGCUGUUGCAGAUUGGUUUUUUGAUAGAGCAUGGUUCCAUCAAUACUUUGACCUAUACCCUUGUGCUAGAGAUUGCUUGUGA